This is a messenger RNA of Raphanus sativus (radish), 2740 nucleotides long. Its product is annotated as phosphatidylinositol/phosphatidylcholine transfer protein SFH13. The coding region runs from base 516 to 2345 and encodes 609 amino acids. The transcript is spliced from 16 exons. Lineage: Eukaryota; Viridiplantae; Streptophyta; Magnoliopsida; Brassicales; Brassicaceae. The record is from RefSeq and is a predicted model, not a curated record.
AAGACUAAACAAAAGUAGCAGAAAGAAGAAGAAAGAACACUACACGCACGCGAGAAACUCCAGAUCUUUCUUCUUCUCUCUCUCUCUCUCUGGCCGCAUCUACUUCUUUACGUAUCUGUAGAGUUUUCGUAUGAUUGCGUCCUCGUGUCUUAAUUUAACUGUUUUUUUUUGUAGCCGUUCGAUAAUAAUAAUCUGUCAAUCAAUCCGAUUUAUAGAUUCCGAUCGUUGUUGUGGAGGAGGUAUUGGAAGAAUAGAAUCGGAGAGGAUCGUGGUUUCUUUCCAUCAUCUCAAAAGGAAAAGACAAGUGUAGAUAAAGACUUUAAUGCCAUAGGAAUCCAAGCUAAUGCAUUCUUAAGAUCAGAUCUGCAGCUUUUCCGACACAAACGCCUCGCAUGGUCUUCAUUUCUCUCUCGUCUCCUCGAACAAAAAAAGGUUUGUUUUGUCUCACAAGUGAAAGUUAUGGUCGUAUAAUAGCACUCACAUGCAUCAAAAGAACCUUUUACCUUUGAAUUGAUAUGUCAGGAGUUGAAGAAAAUGGAACCCUUGACGAAAUCAGGGAGAGAAGAUCAGACUUUGAGAUCUCUGAAGAAGAUGAAAGACGCCGCUUCUCUAAGAUCGGCACUUUGAAGAAGAAGGCCAUUAAUGCUUCCACCAAGUUCACUCAUUCUCUCAAGAAAAGAGGGAAAAAGAAAAUUGACUACCGGUUUCCUCCACUCUCCAUUGAAGAUGUGAGAGAUGAAAAAGAAGAGAGCGUUGUGCUUGAGUUCCGCCGUAACCUCCUAGACAGAGACUUGUUACCUCCUAGACAUGAUGACUACCAUACUCUUCUCAGAUUUUUGAAAGCGAGGGAUUUCAACAUUGAGAAAACCAUCCAGAUGUGGGAUGAAAUGCUUAGAUGGAGAAAAGAGUAUGGGACAGAUACCAUACUAGAGGAUUUUGAAUUCCAAGAGCUGGAGGAAGUUGUGCAAUACUAUCCUCAAGGCUAUCACGGAGUUGACAAGGAAGGAAGACCUGUCUACAUUGAAAGACUUGGAAAAGCUCAUCCCUCUAAGCUCAUGCGUAUCACCACCAUCGAUAGAUAUCUAAAGUACCAUGUUCAAGAGUUCGAGAGAGCUCUCCUUGAGAAAUUCCCUGCAUGCUCCAUUGCUGCAAAGCGUCGUAUCUGUUCCACCACUACAAUACUCGAUGUGCAAGGACUGGGCAUGAAGAAUUUUUCACAAACAGCUGUAAAUCUUGUGGCUGCCAUGUCGAAGAUAGACAACAGCUACUACCCUGAGACGUUGCACAGAAUGUACAUUGUAAAUGCUGGAACAGGUUUCAAGAAGAUGCUUUGGCCUGCUGCUCAGAAGUUUCUUGACGCAAAGACCAUUGCAAAGAUACAUGUGCUAGACCCCAGAUCUUUAUCCAAAUUACACGAAGUCAUUGAUUCAAGUCAAUUGCCGGACUUCCUCGGAGGUUCAUGCUCUUGCUUUGGCGACGGAGGGUGUCUUCGCUCUAAUAAAGGACCCUGGAAUGAUCCUGAGAUAAUGAAGCUCAUCUACCAUGGAGAAUCAUCAUCACUCUUUAAGCAAAUCAGUAGGAAGCUGAGUGACCCUCAGAAUUCUUCAUCCUACAUUAGUAUACAUCCAUCUAAGGCUAUGCAAGCUGAGAGUUCAGCAGCAGAAUCUGAAUCUUGUUCGGAUGUUCCUACUUGUCUAACUGGAAGAAUGUGCUCAGCCUCCUCUGCUCAUGUGAAUCCAGUUUAUGAGGAAGCUAGGGCAUCAGAUGUUAAUGGCUAUUAUAGUUGCGAUGACAAGUUUCCCAUACCUAACAGAGCUACUAACCGAAAAGGCCACCAAAUGCUCGAACUAGAUCAACUAACACUCAGUUUAAAAAACGAGACAUCUACACCAGGUGCCUCCAUCAUACGAUGGCUUCAUGAGUUAAGAACUGAGAACAUAGCGAAAAGAAUACUUGCGUUGUUGCUGAAACUAGCAGCAGUUUUCCGUUGUAUCCCGUUUCAGCUUCUGAGGAGGAAGAAUACAAUUACUCCUUCAAGGGCAACGGAAGAUGAACUCAACCCAACACAUGCAGAGACGACAAUGAAAGACAAGAUCCGCCCCUGUUUGGAACGUAUUCAGGAACUGGAGAAAGUGUACGAGGAGAUCAGGAACAAACCAGUUGAAAUUCCUGUAGAGAAGGAGAGAAUGCUGAUGGAUUCUCUGGACAGAAUCAAAUCGGUCGAGUUUGAUCUCGUAAAAACAAAGGGGGUUUUGCACGCAACAGUGAUGAAACAGAUGGAAAUAACUGAAAUGCUGGAAAGUUUACGAGACUCGCAGCUUCACAGAAGAAGAUUGUUCUGUUAGAAUAAAAACCAUAAGCGAACAUCUUCUUGCUGAAUUUUGCAUAAAUACAGCUCCAAACUUCUGCACAUACAGUGAGAAAUAACAGAUUUUACAAAUGAAGAAACAUCCUUGCUCCUCCUCUAACUUGAGUGACACGCCAUCUUUCUUUGUUUCUCAUAGGUCCAUCUGCUUCCACUUUUUUUUUUUAAAGUUAAAAAGAAAAGAAGAAGAUAAAGAGGACAGGGACAGAGAAUCUUUGAUGGUUGAUGUAGAUUUGAGAUGAGAAUUUGAGUAUAAAAGCUGAUAUCAAACCCUGUUGUUGUAGUCGAAGUAGAGAAGAAACUAGACUAGAAAAAAAAAAAACAUAAUGUGAGAUCUCUUUUAAGGUUAUGGUAAUAAGAUAACACUACGAGACU